AGCAGCUUCGAAAUAGCAAAGUUUGCAAACUUCAACUCGCAUGUUUGAACACACGCGUGUGCACCACUUUUACGAAUCGAGCCGCGCUACCUGUGUGUGAAGUUUUCCGCGCUAUGUCAAGUAAAUUCUGCCUGUGAAAAAUUCCUUCGCUCUGCUACGAAAAAGUCCGUGGAUUUGUGAUUUCCCACUACCGGAACGGAUACGCAGUAGGUGCGCAUUAACGUUGCCCGUGUAGCGUGCACCAUUAAACGAGAGGAAAUGUGCAGCAAACAACCCCAUCCGUCGCCGUAGUUGCAGCUGUCUGGUGUCGUUUACAUCGGUGCGAUCACCCCACGUGUUUGAGGUUAGGUAUCGAUACUGCCCGUUUGUGGGAUUGCGGCUGUGAAAAAGUGAGACGAACGUUCGUCACUGUCUGUUGGACGUCGUUACUCAAGACAAAAUAGAAGCGCUGCUUCGCUGUGAAGAGCUGCCAUUAGCCGACUCUACCCCUACUGGGCUCGUGUGUGUUACAUAAAGGAAGAGAGAAAAAAGACGCAUAUUACACAGUGUUCCGUCGUGCACCGCCAGCACCAUGGCAUCCACUAGUGACAAAAGCACACGGGCUUCCUGUGCCGUCCUAACUGUUGCCCUUAGAACCAAUUACGAUCUGCGUCGCCUCUCCGGGGGCACCGAAUGGGGCGAAGGCUUAGAGUAUCUACGCUAUCUCAAUGAAACGAAACCAAUCGAGCCGAAAUGUCCGCCGACAAGGGAUGAACUGAUCGCUUCCGGUAUGUUGCCGGCAGAUGGGACACAAAACAUGACAACCAAUGCUGUCGAUCCGGAAGCCCUGUUUGAUGAACUGUUUGAGGUUGAUAUCGACUAUCUGAAGAGUUUGGAUCCGAAGGAUUGGAAAAAUCAGGACCAUUACGCAGUGCUUGGACUGAAGAAGAUGAGAUUUGAGGCGACCGACGAUGACAUUAAACGAGCAUACCGCAAGAUAGUGCUGAAGCACCAUCCAGACAAACGGAAAGCGCUGGGUGAAAAUGUAAAGCAGGACGAUGAUUACUUUCACUGCAUCACGAUGGCAUACGAGACGCUGGGCACCCUGAAGAAUCGUCGUGCCUUCGACUCUAUCGAUCCCGAAUUCGACGAUUCGCUUCCGUCCCAGUCUGAGGUGGAAAAAGAUUUCUACGGUGCUCUGCGAGACGUGUUCAAACGCAAUGCACGUUGGAACGAAUCAAGGAAAUCAGCACCCCAGCUGGGUGACGAUAAUACGUCCCGCGAAUCGGUGGAACAUUUUUACGACUUUUGGUACAACUUCCAGAGCUGGCGUGAGUUCAGUUAUCUCGAUGAGGAGGAUAAGGAGAAGGGACAGGACCGGGAGGAGCGUCGUUGGAUCGAGAAACAAAACAAAGCCAUCCGGUUGAAGCGCAAGAAGGAGGAAUCGGCCCGCAUCCGUUCGCUUGUAGAUCUGGCCUACAAUAAUGAUCCACGUGUAGUCCGGUUUAAGCGCGAGGAAAAGGAACGCAAACUGGCAGCCAAGCGUGCCAAACAGUCCGCAUACCAGGUGCAGAAAGCGGAAGAAGAACGUGCAGUGAAGGAAGCGGCGGAAGCGAAACAGCGCGCCGAAGAGGCAGAACAGAAGCGUAUCGAGCAGAUACAGAUCGAGCGCGAGCGGACGAAGCGUGUUCUAAAGAAGGAGCGCAAACUGUUCCGUGAUACGGCCAAGGGCAAGGAUUACUUUGCUGCGAACGAGAAGGAACGACUGAAGCAUCUGGAAGGAGUGGAAAAAUUGAUUGAUUCGUUCAAGCUGCUCGAAUUACAAGAUUUCAACAAGGAGCUAGCGGCGGGCGGUCGGGACGUUUUUGUCAAAGCGCUCGGGGACCUGGAAGUUAGGCAGGAGCAGGAACGAAUGGCCGCGCAACAAACGGCACAGAUACCGAACAAUGCUGGACUGAAGGUGGUCAAUCGGAAGGCCAUGUGGACGCACGAUAACGUGCAGUUGCUGAUAAAGGCCGUCAAUCUGUUCCCGGCCGGAACGAUUUCACGCUGGGAGGUGAUAGCGAACUACCUGAACCAGCACGGCACAGAACUGGGCGAUAUGCGGUUCUACGCGAAGGACGCCCUGAACAAGGCGAAGGAACUGCAGGCAGGUGAUUUCUCCAAGAGUGACCUUAAGACGGUGGUGAACCAGCAGGCAUACGAAUCGUUCGAGCGCAGCAGAAAGGAUCUCAAGAUUAUCGACAAUUCAGAGAUUAGCAUGAAGGAGGCGUCCGAGGCGGCAGGCAAGGAGAAAGGACAGCACGAAAAUAAGCCCAAGCCGGCGGUGAUUGAGAAGAAAACGGCAACCGCUCCGUCGAUGGUAAAUGGUGGCACGAAGGAACACGUAGCAACGGAAGAAAAUGGUGCUGCUGAAGGGAAGGAAAAUCGCAACAAGCAACCCAAGCAGGCUGUGAAAGAGGAGAAACCGCUGGUGAACGGAACGGCGGAGGAUAGCAAUAACAAACUUAAUACUGCCCCGGUGACGGAAGGGAAAUCGAAACCUGCCGGUGGUGGUACGGCGGCCAAAAAGGAGAAGGAAGCGAAUCGGGUCUGGAGCAAGGAGGAACAGGCACUGUUGGAACAAGCGAUCAAGACGUACCCGGUGUCGUGCGGUCCGGAUCGUUGGGACCGGAUAGCGGAGUGCAUACCGAACAGGACGAAAAAGGAUUGCAUGCGACGAGUGAAGGAGUUGGUAGAUCUGGUCAACGCGAAGCGUGAGGCACAGCAGAUUGUAAAGUAGAGGCGGGACCGACGAUUUGGAGGUGGAGCCUUGUAUAACAUCUUCCCGCAUCCUGCACCGCGUCGGACAACCUGUGUACAUAAUGCUAAUAAUUGGAACUAUCAUAGCAAAACUAACACACCAUAAUACACAUCUGUACCAGAGCACACACUCACACACAGACAAACAAAAAUACAUCUAUUCUUUAAUAAUACGAUUGCGACCAAGAGAGAGCCUCAAGAAAUUUGCAGACAAUGAUUAAUUAAAGUAUGAAAACCAAUCUCCAAAAAA
Anopheles funestus (African malaria mosquito) is the source of this 3031-nucleotide messenger RNA. RefSeq names its product dnaJ homolog subfamily C member 2. The coding region runs from base 572 to 2761 and encodes 729 amino acids. Gene Ontology annotation, molecular function: Hsp70 protein binding; ribosome binding. The transcript is spliced from 2 exons. Lineage: Eukaryota; Metazoa; Arthropoda; Insecta; Diptera; Culicidae. The record is from RefSeq and is a predicted model, not a curated record. Gene Ontology annotation, biological process: 'de novo' cotranslational protein folding; regulation of translational fidelity. Gene Ontology annotation, cellular component: cytosol.